Molecule: messenger RNA, 1171 nt
Organism: Cylicocyclus nassatus
Lineage: Eukaryota; Metazoa; Nematoda; Chromadorea; Rhabditida; Strongylidae
Source: the annotation of a GenBank genome assembly
GUCAUCGAUUCGUGUGCGCGCUGUUACAGAGCGAGAAACGGAGAGAGAGAAGGCGAAACGGACGAGCGGCCACGAGUGAUUCAGUGUGCGACCGUGGAGCUGGCUGGCUGAGUCAUGGACGGCGAAAAGGGCGAGUUCCAGGCCCUCGGCGGAUCGCUGGCCCUCGAUCAGAAAGGCGAAUUCCAAGCCCUCCGGGGCACACUGUCCCUGGAUCUAUCCAGCGUAAAGCUACGUAAUCCACUUCCUGUUACGACCAAUACUGCUAGUAAUGAGCAACCGCGUGCCGAUCCAACGCUCGAACAAAAGCAGUACGCGCAAGGAUUUCUCGAUGCGCUCCGCACAGUGCAACAGAUUCACAAUUUCGAAUUCGAGAAAAAAGUGCUUUCGCCCGGGUUCCUAACACCGUUGGUCAGCACCGAACUGCUCACUCCACUCAUAUCUCCCUCUAGUCGUGACUACCAAGCGAUAUUGAACGCUAUGGUGGCCAAAACACCCAUCAUGCAACCGAUGGUCGGCACAUCGGCGAGUUCAACGCUUCCGACCGGAUUCCCCACGGCAAUGUCCGUUCCGGGGACGUCGUCGACGAACGGGGUAACUGUUUCGGGAGCAGCGGCACCGUCAACGUCUGCAACGGUCACGGCAGCUGAUCAGCUGGUACAGCAGCAGCAACAACAACAAGUACAAAAAAUAGAGAUCAAGCAAGAACCUCGAUGUGUUUCGGAAGAUUCGACGGAAUCCGAUCGAUCUCGAUCAUCCAGCACGGCGACGCGUGUUCGGUCGAAUAAAAUGGAUUUAGAGCUGGCCAUGGACGAGCAGGAAAAGCGUAAGCUGGACCGAAAGCGUGCUCGUAACCGAGCUGCAGCCACGAAAUGUCGUCAGAAGAAAAUCGAUCGGAUACAGGAACUCGAAGGACAGGUAACCACGGAGAGGCAACGAGCUCAGAAUUUGGACCUAGAAAUGGAAAGUUUGCGUAGCACCUUGCAGCAGUUACAACAAUUGAUACAAAUGCAUGAGCAAAGAGGCUGCGUUCGCAGCUAACGAUCUCAUAUUCAAACCUUCCCUACAUCUGUUUCUCUUUUUUUUGCGUUUUUUUAGAUUUUACAUACUAUUAUUUCAUAGCCAUAACGUGUAGAUGCUGUAUGUUCAAUGAAGAUUCUACCUUUCCCUGUUC